Molecule: messenger RNA, 2655 nt
Organism: Strongyloides ratti
Lineage: Eukaryota; Metazoa; Nematoda; Chromadorea; Rhabditida; Strongyloididae
Product: SH3 domain and Ankyrin repeat and Ankyrin repeat-containing domain-containing protein
Exons: 4
Coding region: 1-2655 (884 amino acids)
Biological process (GO): regulation of apoptotic process
Cellular component (GO): nucleus
Molecular function (GO): p53 binding
Source: RefSeq, a predicted model, not a curated record
AUGCAACAAAUAGCUGAUUCUCAUGGGAGAAUCACAACAGUUUUUGGUUCUUCACCUGGUUCACAUGUAACAACAACAUCAAAAGUUGUCAUUAGAAAAACAAUGUUAUCUUUAAAUUCCCAAGAGACAAUUUCCCCUCAAAAUGUGUUGAGCCAAAUUCCUAAGGUGACUACAUUUCCAUCUGAUGAUGAAAUAGCAAUAAAAGAUAGUUUAGAAAAUAAGACAACAUUUAGAUCUACAGAAAUAUCAAAUAAUUUUAAUGAUAUCAAUUUGGAGGGCAGUAAAAAUAUCAUGGAGCCAAAAAAUCAGAUGUCCUCACAUCUACAUAUGCAUUCAGCAUCUACAAGUACAUUGCCAAUAAGGAUGGCACAGCCACCAACUUUAUAUCCUUCAUCAUAUUCAACAACAAUGUUGCCUAAUAAUUCCAAUUCAAAUUCUCAAUAUAGUAUAAGAAAUAAUACAAAUCAAAGUAUACGAAAUACUUCAGUUUUAAGAACCACUCCAAUUUUGCAAAAUAAAGUGGAGAAAAAUUUUAGUACUGAAUUAAAGCAACAAGAUUUAUUAAAUAAUUUAGAAACACAGAGGCAAAAAAUUAUUACUAAUGAGACAGAAAUUGAACAAAGGAGGGCUCUCCUUAAUGCAUACAAUAAGACAGUAGUUUCUUCCAAACAAAUUACACCAUCAGAGAAAGCUCGAUAUAUUUUGUCUCAACGAACAAAAUUACAAUCAGAUAUAAUGGAAGGUGAACAUGAUUUACAUCGUAUGAUAUCAGCUCAUAAGAAUUUAAUUGCUACAGAAGAAGCUAAUAAUGCUCAGAGGCAAAAGCUUUCAGAAUUGAAGGAAGAAGCAGAAAUGUGUGGACAAAAUUUACGAGAAGCUGUUGGAAAGGCUGAUUAUCUUAAACAAAGGUUAGAACAACUUCUUCAAAAAAGAGCAUCUGCCGCUUCUGCUGCUAUAGCUCAGCAAAGAAAAAUAAAUGGUGUUAGUGAUGUUACAAAUUCUAUUCUUCACCCAACACCAACAGUAAAAUCUCUUACAUUUAAAAAUAGUGGUAUUUUUCCAAAUAAACCUUUAUUUAAUUCUAAUUGUAUACAACGUCCCCAAGCUUCAGUAGAACCUUUUAGUGUGAAAAAUAAAGCUGGAAUUAAUUCAAUAUAUUUAUCUCCUUCUCAAGAAACUAAAAAAAAUUUAAACAAUAAAGAUUUUUCUGAUAAUUCUCCUAAGUUAAAAGAUGUUCAAAGAAGUAAUGGUAAGUGUUCUGGUUACGAAUCAAUUGCAUCAGAUACAUCUUCAUUGUCUGGUAUUGAAGAACAAAAUAAGCUAGCUGCUACCUAUAAAACUGAUCAAUUGGUAGUAAGGAGUGAUACUUUAAAAGCAGCUAAGCGUAGAAGUUUAGUUCAAUCAGAAACUAAUGGUGAGUCAGAAACUGAAAAUAUUUGGAGAUUACUUGUUGAAGAACAAAAAAAAGGAAAAGGCAAAACACAUAUAACUUUUUCUGACUUGUUUUCUAAUAGAGAUAAAAAUAAAACAACACAAAAUAAUUCUAGGUCGCCGAGUGAAGAAAGUAACAUAAGCAAUAAAAAUGUUCCAAUGACAGAAGAUCAAAUUUUAAAAGCAGAAAGUUCUGAUGAAGCAUUUGUUGAAGAAUUUAAUUCUAUUGAUAAAGAUAUAAGUGAUGAUGAAAGUAAUCAGGCAAAAAAAUUACAUAUUCAUGGAAUAACCAUAGCACCAUCUGAAAGUUCAUCUUGUGCAUCUGAUGACUCUUUAGCACACAUAAAGAGUGUUGAUAUAUAUGAUUCAACUUCAGAACAAUCGAUCUCUCCACCUAUUCAGGAAGUCGAGGAAGAUUUAGAGGAGAUUACCAUUGUAAAACCAACUAAAAGUAUUUUAAAAACAACAUCUUCAAGUACCAAAGGUCAUAUACAUUUUGAUCCUUUGGUACUAUUUUUAGAUGGAGCACUUGAAGGACAGCUGGAUACUGUUAUGGAGAAUGCCGAAAAAGUAGCUGAUGUUUCACAACCAAACGAGGAAGGAAUAACUGCAUUACAUAAUGCUAUUUGUGCUGGAUAUAUUGAAGUGGUUGAAUAUUUGAUUUCAAAAAAAGCUGAUGUUAAUGCUCAGGAUUCAGAUGGAUGGACACCAUUACAUUGUGCUGCAUCAUGUAAUUCACUUCUAAUUUCAAGGAUUCUAAUUGAAAGUGGUGCUUGUUUAUACUCUCACACAUUGUCAGAUCUCGAAAUUCCAGAACACAAAUUAGAAACUGAAGAAGAUUUUUAUAAUGAAUGUCUUCUUUUUUUUACGAUUGUUGGAAAAUGCAUGGGAUUGUUAAAUGAUUGUAAUGUAUAUGCUUGUUAUGAUUAUGAUGCAAAUUGCGAUGAUGAACUUUCAUUUAAGAAGAAUGAUAUUCUAAAAGUUUUGUCAAAACCUGAAGAUGAAAAAUUUUACUGGUUAUGUGAAAGUAGGAAAAGUGGAGAAAAAGGUUUAAUUCCAAGAAAUUUUGUUAGUCUAUAUCCAUCUAUUUCACUUAGGGAAGAAAUUGAUUUUAAACCAUUUAAUUUACCAACAUCUUUAGAAAUGUGUGAUAAACUUCAGGAUAAAUUUAAUACAGCAAUUCAGAGGCCAAAAAUAUCUCCACCACUACCGCCAAAAUUGUAA